ACAAGUUAACAUGCUAGCCAAUUUAUUGGGUCCUCUCUGCUAAUUGUGUGGGUAGGAUAAUCUUGUUUACUUCAAAAUAAAAACUAUGACUUUUACUCUACAAAUCUAAAAACCUUGAUGUGUCCAUAAAUCCCUUAUUAACAAAUAGACAUACAAAACAAUACAAUGUCAUAGCUCAAGGCAUGCAAUGUGAAAAUAAGCGAUGCACAAGUGAUGCAGUUACAUUUUUUACCACAGAUUUACAUUGGAAAAUUGUGGAGCUCUGACACUGUCUCCUACCUAUCCUACUGUUGAAAGUCGUGCGUUAAAUUUGAAUAUAUCAAGUGCAAUUUACAACUUAAUAUAGUCUAAAAAUAAGGUAGAUCCCACAUAGGUAAUCUCUAUAUGGGUUAUGAAUGGGAAAAACAUAUGGAACCCACGUUGAUAAACCAUUUGGGUCAGACAUGGGCAAACACAAUCAGUGCCAUAUAGGCUGCCUACAUGGGCCCAAGGUAGAUCCCACAUAGGUAAACUCUAUAUGGGUUAUGAAUGGGAAAAACAUAUGGAACCCACUUUGAUAAACCAUAUAUGUUGGACAUGGGCAAACACAAUCAAUCCCAUAUAGGCUGCCUAUAUGGGCCCAAGGUAUUAUCAAGCGUGCCGCGCAAGCCCUGAAAAGUGAAGCCAAAGUGUCUCGAUCGCCCCCCGGUGACUGGUCCUAGUAUUCGCUCUGUGCACAGGGUGACGCGGCGAACGUUCGAAAUCUGUGUGGUGGGCGGGAGGACUUCCGGUUUAGGUUACUACCGGUAUUUCCGAUGUAGAUGUUGUUGAAGAGUGAGUGGCGUAUGUAAAAUGUUAACAGUAAAUAAGAAACGUCUUACAUAUCAGUAUCAAAUUGGCAACUCUAAAUUACAUUGUAGUGUUCCUCGAUGUGCCAUUUCAUCGAGGUAUAAUUCUGAAGUAAGUUUUCAUCGUUUUCCACAUCAGCCGGAAAUAACACCCGGGUACGAGCUCAGUGGCUAGUCAAGAUAAGACGCGAGAACUUCACUCCUACCGAUAACACCCGGGUCUGCAGUCGACAUUUUAAGCUAGAAGGUUUCAUCAUAACAACCACAGGACUCAGAAAACUUGUUCAAGGAGCUGUGCCAUGUCUUUUUGAGUGGAACAGUUUUUGUUUACCAGCGCCAAGGUGCAGUGUUUGGGAGCGCUGCCCUAAACGCCCCUCUCCACCGCCAGACCCCCUGUCAGAGACUGCUGGCUCUGAUUGUGAGAUUGAAGUAAUGAUACCACUGGAGCAUGACUCCUCUGUAACUCCGACGACAUCGGUGACUCCAUCUGAGUUAGCGGAAGAGAACGAAAAGUUGAAGCAAAAAGUCCAGGAGCUGCAACAACAGAUUGAAACUCUGCAACUGCAAUCGAGAUUUGGUGUAGAGCGUCUUGCAGGGUCUGAUGAGGACAUUUGGUUUUACACAAGAUUUGCAUCAUACCAGCACUUCCAGGCCUUUUGGCAACUUGUGGAGUCAGCCGCGAAUACCAAGAUGGUGCGGGUCACCAGUGCCAGUGCAGCCGGUGCAACUCAACACAGAUCAACAAAACUUGCGCCCAUAGACGAGUUACUUCUGUUCCUAAUGCAUCUCUCCGUUGGCCUAUCUCUCCGUGAUCUUGCCAACCGUUUUGGUAUCCACCGCACCACUGUCAGCAGAAUUAUAACGACCUGGACACACUCUCUGUACCACCUUCUUAGUUCCAUCAGGCUGUGGCUGCCAAAAGAGGUUGUACAAGCUCACUUACCACCAGAGUUUUCCACAUACGCCGACACACAAGAGGUGCUGGACUGUACAGAAAUAUUUUGUCAAACACCCUCAUCUCUUGUUCUGCAAAGUGAGGUGUUCUCCAAUUACAAGUCACACACCACUUUCAAGGCCAUGAUUGGCAUUGCCCCCCCAUGGUCCCAUCACCUUUGUCUCUCCACUGUAUGCAGGUUCUAUGAGUGAGGGAUAGGGACAUUUUCAGAAUUUCAGGGAUUACAAAAUUACUCACAGCUGACAUGGCAAUUAUGGUAGACAAGGGGUUUCUUGUGGAUGGUCUUGUACCCUGCAAAGUUUACCGGCCUGCUUUUCUGUCAAAGAAAACUCAGAUGAGUAAACAGAAUGUUGAUCAAACACAGUCCAUCGCCCGUCUGCGGGUUCACGUUGAAAGGUGUAUCUGGAGAGUUAAAGAGAAUAAACUGUUUGAAAAAGUUAUUCCCUUAUGUGUGUGUGGGAGUAUUGAUCAACUGUUCAGUGUGGCUUGCUUCUUGGUAAACUACCAAAAUGGACCCCUUGUCAAGGCAUGGGCAACUCAACAGUGAAAAUCUAG
Molecule: messenger RNA, 2337 nt
Organism: Xyrauchen texanus (razorback sucker)
Lineage: Eukaryota; Metazoa; Chordata; Actinopteri; Cypriniformes; Catostomidae
Exons: 3
Coding region: 1260-1973 (237 amino acids)
Source: RefSeq, a predicted model, not a curated record